Molecule: messenger RNA, 794 nt
Organism: Rhinopithecus roxellana (golden snub-nosed monkey)
Lineage: Eukaryota; Metazoa; Chordata; Mammalia; Primates; Cercopithecidae
Product: transforming protein p68/c-ets-1-like
Exons: 4
Coding region: 154-468 (104 amino acids)
Source: RefSeq, a predicted model, not a curated record
UGGCAGGAGAUGUCGACGGCGAUUCCUCUCCAUCCAGUGAUUUUAUCUGGCCGUGACACUUUGUAUGUUACUUCUCAUCCACUGUUAAAGGUCUCUGUUACCAACUUUUAAAGUAGUGUUUGCUUUGGGCAAACUUGAAAAGGUGCUGGGUCAAUGAAAUCAAUGCAUUCUAUUGCAGGAUUUCCUUAUUACCUUUUGGGUGCUGAGAGCAGGAUGAGCUACUUUGUGGAUUCUGCUGGGAGCAGCCCUGUCCCUUACUCAGCGGCUCGUCCUGCAGUGGUGAGGCAAGGACCUAGCAACACUUAUGAAGAUCCUCGAAUGACCUGUGGUUUCCAGUCCAAUUAUCACCAGCAAAGACCUUGCUAUCCCUUUUGGGAUGAGAUGGCAACUCAGGAAGUUCCUACUGGUCUUGAACACUGUGUCUCAGAAUUACAAGGCCAGCUUAGCCUGAAGUCAUUGCUUAAGUAACCUGCUAACUGGAAUGUAUUGACAUGAACUGUCAACACGGCUGCUCCCUUCAACCAAUUCCAAGCUCUUCCUUCUCCUAAUGAGAGUCUGUUAUCUUGUGUGUCUUGAUUUGUCUAUUAUGCCCCUUAACAUUAUUCACAAUCUCAAUUGGAUCAGAAAACAGCUUUUUCUAGACCACAGAAUGUAUGCUAUUCUUUAAAAUCUUAAGAUCUCUGCAAUCUGUUUACCCAAUGUAUUGAAUUCUUGUACCCGAUAUCUCAAGAUAAUGUUCAUUUAUGAUACAUAUUUCUUCUUUUCUUACUCUUUGAAUAAAGUAUAUUGAUUAU